CAACAGCGGGGGCAGGGCCGGUGCCGCCUCCAUCUUGAGGCAGCUGCAGUGGCCGGGCCGGGCCGGGGCGGCCGGGGAUGGGGCGGCGGCGGCUGCGCUUGCCGUGACCGCGGGGCUGGGGCCGCUUCGCGUCUCUCCGGGGCCAGGAGGCGGUGUCGCCCCCGGCCCGAUCGCCGCUGUGGCCCGCCCCCCGCCCGGCAACGAUGAAGGAUUUGGAUGCCGUGGAACCACUGAGCAACGAAGCUUUCUGGCUUUUCAAACAGUUAAAUCUGCACCUGGAGCAAGAAUGGAAAUUUCAGCCUCGGGAGAAGGGGCUGAGCCUGAUUGAGCGCACAGCUGAGAAUGAAAACACGUUAUGUCCAAGACUAAGGAAUGCCAAGGUUGAAGAUCUUUGGAGUCUAACCAAUUUUUUUGGAUUUACAACUGAAACGUUUGUCCUUGCUGUCAACAUUCUGGACAGAUUCUUGGCUCUUAUGAAGGUGAAACCAAAGCAUUUAUCUUGCAUUGGAGUUUGUUGUUUUCAGCUUGCUGCUCGAGUAGUUGAAGAAGAAUGUGAUAUUCCAUCCACUCAUGAUAUCAUCAGGAUUAGCCAAUGUAAAUGCACUGUGUCCGACUUGAAACGGAUGGAAAAAAUAAUUUCAGAAAAACUGCACUUUGAAUUUAAAGCUACUACUGCCUUAACUUUUUUGCACUUGUUCCAUACUAUUGUACUCUGUCAUACCUCAGAAAGGAAAGAUGUAUUGAACCUUGAUAAAUUGGAAGCACAGCUGAAGGCUUGCAACUGCCGAUUAGUCUUUUCUAAAGCAAAACCAUCCAUAUUGGCCUUGUGUCUUCUGACUCUGGAAAUUCAAACUUUGAAAUCUGUUGAGCUGUUUGAGAUUCUUCUGCGUGUUCAGAAGCAUUCAAAGAUCAGUGAUAGUGAUCUGCUUUACUGGAGAGAGUUGGUUUCGAAAUGUCUAGCAGAUUAUUCUUCUCCUGAAUGUUGCAAACCAGAUCAUAAAAAAUUAGUUUGGAUUGUAUCAAGACGCACAGCUCAGAAUCUGCAAAAUAGUUACUACAGUGUUCCUGAGCUGCCAACAAUACCGGAGGGUGGAUGUUUCAAUGGAAGUGAGAGUGAAGACUCCUGUGAAGAUAUGAGCUGUGGAGAAGAAAGCCUUUGCAGUUCUCCUCCUAGUGAUCUGGAAGGCUCCUUUUUCUUUGACCUGAAUCUCAAGUCAAAGAAACAAGCUCUCAGCUGUCAGGCUCAGAAAUAAAAUUGCACUAGAUGAGGGUUUUUAACAUACCAUAGACUUUCUUAGCAAUAAUAUGAGUAGUAUGUCACAUACUUUUGCUUCAAGGCAGACUUGCUAUGGAAUAUUUAAGAGGCAAACCUUACAAGCUUUUAUUAAUCUGGCCAGAAUGAUCAGAGAUGAAAGCAAACCUUUGUUUAGGGCAGCUCAGCAAAAUACUUAAGCACAUGUGUAAUUCCAGUUGAAGUGGGCUAAUCAUACCUUGUGUAAGAUAUUCUGGUACCUUAUUGAGCUGGAUCUUACAGUAUCUUGGGCUGCUUUUAAUGGUAAAACUGCCUGAAAACACUUGUACUUAAACUGCAAAAAACAAAACAAAUGGUCACAUGCUAUAUUUGUUCUGGCAGGAAUAUUUUAAUCAAAAUGAUAUCUUUUAAUGGUAUACUUUAAAAGGAUUUUAAAACCUUUUGUUUUUGAAAAUAUGGGGAGUCCUGGUUUAAUCAGGAGUUUGCAUGAUGUAUUUUGGGAGGAAUAUAGGUUUUCUUCUAGACAGUACUUAAGUCCAUUUGUACAAACAAGGAUAACUUAAGUGUUGCCAGGAUUUGCUGGGGGGGGGUGUUUUUGUGGGGUUUUUUAAGUGUUGUUUUUUCUUAAACUAGUGCAGACAAGCUUGCACUGAAGUUCUUAACAUGAACUUCAGUAUUUUAAAAUCUUAGUGUUAACAUGUGAAUUCACACUAGACUAGGAAGUAUUUAACAUGUUAAAUUUGCUAAGUCUACAUUCCUUUAAAUAUUUAACCCUUGUAGUUGAUUUCAGUAUUUUCACAUUAUUAAUUGACUACAUAAUCUAACUUGUUUGCAUGCUUAGGUGAAAAAGGCUGGGGGGGAAGAGUUCGUAUUCUGCAGAAAUACUGGGUAAAUGUGAAGCUGAAAAUGAUUUGUUGUAAUGACAGUUGGUAAUGCAUUUUUGUGAAAGUACAGACUUAGCAUGGAUUGCAUUACUGCUAGGGUAGUUAGCAAGCGAGGAAACUCAUUGUGGAAUAACGGUAUUAGUAUGGUGGUGCCAAAGUAGAAAUGAAGGGGCAACAAGCUAACGUUAAUUGUUGUUAGAUGUGAACAUCUUUUGAAGAUGUGCAGAGAGAUGUGAAUGGUGCUGUUAAGCUCAUAAAUGUUUUAUACUUUUUGGUUUUACAAACAUACAAAAAAUGUAUAUAAAAAUGUAAAUUCAAAAAAUGUACAGAAAAAAAUUUAAAAUCUUAAAACAAGCAAACAAUACUGUAUUUUUUUACAUUGUGUAUGUAACUUUCUGUAGGUAUGUUGCAUGUAGAUAUUAAUUUAUUGUGUAUCCUGUAUGAUAUAAAUACUGUGUAUUACAGACUUGCCUUUUUACUGCAAGCUUCAACAUCCAACAAGAUGUUUUCUGAAACAGAUGACCUCUGUCUGAGGUGGUUUAACCUACUGAGCUUUGCUACAGUUCAAAAUAAAAAUAAAGCAACUGUUUGUA
Molecule: messenger RNA, 2729 nt
Organism: Alligator mississippiensis (American alligator)
Lineage: Eukaryota; Metazoa; Chordata; Crocodylia; Alligatoridae
Gene: CCNG2
Product: cyclin G2
Exons: 8
Coding region: 204-1253 (349 amino acids)
Biological process (GO): regulation of cyclin-dependent protein serine/threonine kinase activity; mitotic cell cycle phase transition
Cellular component (GO): nucleus; cyclin-dependent protein kinase holoenzyme complex; cytoplasm
Molecular function (GO): cyclin-dependent protein serine/threonine kinase regulator activity
Source: RefSeq, a predicted model, not a curated record